AUGGUGAUGCGCAGCUCUCCGUUGACCGGCUGGAAGAAUGUUAGUACCGGCUCGGACGCCGAAGCUCACCGGCCCCCAACACGGAUAGCGGUCCAGGUGGUUCAAGGCUAUAUCUACGGCGUUAGGGAGACUCUACCAAACGGUGAGAAUUAUUUUUACUUCAAAGGUGUUCCGUACGCGAAACCUCCGGUAGGAAAUCUUCGCUUCAUGUCACCCGUUCCGAUUGAAAAGUACGCGGUUUCUUACUUGGAUUGUACGACGGAGAGAAGUAACUGCAUCGGUUUGGAUGUUCUGAGUAAAGAAGUUACUGGCUCUGAAGAUGGAUUGUAUCUUAAUAUUUAUACUCCAAAGUUACCGAGAAAGAAUGAGCAGAUGGAAAAGUUGCCCGUUAUGGUGUUUCUUCACGGCGGAGGUCUGAUUGGGGGCCAUGCAGAUAGUUCGAUGUAUUUGCCAAGUUAUUUACUGCAGGAAGGUGUCAUAGUUGUGACAGUAAAUUACCGCUUGGGAGUUCUUGGGUUUCUUUGUUUGCCACAAGCAGGCAUCGAAGGAAAUGCCGGAUUAAAGGAUCAGAGAAUGGCUUUGCAAUGGGUUAAUCAGAACAUUGACAAGUUUGGCGGGGAUCCAAACAAUGUAACCCUGUUUGGAGCUAGUUCAGGUGCCAUAGCGGUGAACUUCCACUGUUUGUCGAAGGAGUCCAAAAAGUACUUUCAUAAAGGCAUUAUGCAGAGUGGCUCCGUUUACACAGAGUUCGGUCACCAGGAUGAACCGGAGAAGAAGGCUAGGCAUCUAGCAGAGCUACUAGGUUUCACUCCAACUACAGACGAAGAGGUCUAUCAAAUCUUAAAAAGCGCACCUGCGCGAAAACUUUUUGAAUUGCAGCACAAAACUAUCAAUAAACGAGAACUUUUGGUUGAGAAACUGUUCCAAAUCCCGUUUCUGCCGGUAAUCGAGCGGGAAGAAUCACCGGACGCCAUCAUUACAAAGCAUCCGUCCGUUAUUUUGAGCGAACCCGAUGGCAUGGGCAUUCCGAUCAUUUUGGGUUACAACGAGUUCGACGGAAUGAUGGUGCUGAUCGAUGCCAUUAGGAACCUCAAUAGUUACAAUCAGGAACCGGAACGGUUCAUACCACGAAUUCUCAACAUUGACUGUUACACCCCGGAAGCCCGCCAGCUGGGCAAUCACAUCAAACAGUUUUACUUUAAGGAUAAAAAUGCUACACGCGCAACUCUGCUACCGCUAAUCGAUCUCUUUACAGACAAAUAUUUGCUGGCAUAUCGAAUCACGGCGGACCUCUGGGCUAGGUAUCAAACCAAGACAAAAAUGUACGGUUACCGAUUCUCGUUCGAUGGAUUGCUGAACAAAGGCAAGGCCGUAACCUCGUUCACCAGUAUGAAGGGCGCCGGCCACAUCGACGAGGUGUACUAUCUGUUUAGUUCUCCGAUCCUGAAGACGGAAGUUCCGAAAACCAACAAAGCUUACGCGAUGCGCCAGAAGAUGGUACGCAUGUGGACCAACUUUGCCAAGUUCAGCAACCCAACGCCGGACGAUGAUGGCAGUCUACCGUUCCGCUGGCUUCCGGUAGAAAAUGUUCCUCCCGACAGCGACGAUUGCAGGCAGUGUAUCCUCAGUAUUGGCGAAGAGAUCAAAAUGAUGGAAAUGCCCGAGCGAAAGCGGAUGGACUUUUGGUGCGAGCUGUUUCGCAAGCACAACGGCGACGUGACGAAGGCCAAAAUUCCAACCGCACCGGAAUGGAGGGUCAACGAUAUGAAUAAUAAUGUCUAG
Sabethes cyaneus is the source of this 1782-nucleotide messenger RNA. RefSeq names its product esterase B1-like. Lineage: Eukaryota; Metazoa; Arthropoda; Insecta; Diptera; Culicidae. Bases 1 to 1782 code for a protein of 593 amino acids. The record is from RefSeq and is a predicted model, not a curated record. The transcript is spliced from 3 exons.